AUGUCUGAGGCACAGGGGAAAGGAGCUGCGGUUACAGAGGGAAACGUAUCAGAGGUCACUCCAGGACACGUGCCCACUCAUCCUCAACAGGCACAAGAUGUAGCAUCUGCGUCUACUCCUGUGGCCUCCAUACAGCCUCCUGUCACCACAGCAACCGAGGAUGAGGAUGAAAGUGAAGAUGAGUCAGAGAUCCUGGAGGAGAGUCCCUGUGGUCGGUGGCAGAAACGCAGAGAGGAGGUAACCUUUGCUUUAUGGGAAGUUAGGAUUACGAGACUCAACACAAUAGUCUGUUUGAAAGACCUAACCCUGACCAAUAACUCAGUAGUCUUCACCUGGACGCCCCUUACUGUUUACAUGCAUACUAUUUUACUAUUUUUAGUGUAUAUAGUGUACAUACUUGUAUAUUACCUCUUUAUUUUUACUUAUUGUAUCUAUUAUCUCCUUUUUCUACUUUAUUUGCACUGGAGUUACUGUGACAAAAAGCAGUUUCUCCCUGGGGAUUAUAAAGUAUUUCUGAUUUUGAUUCUGAAUAACUCUACAGCUCAACAAAAUGAUUGGAUGCAACAAUAUUGUGUGACAGAAUUACGCCUGCUGUUUAAAGUUUAGUGACAUGAUUUUGAUCAUCUCUGUAACUGAUCAACCUUUUAUGUUUACUGCUGGAGUUUUUUUUUUACAGUUUUUAAAGGGGAGGCAACAAAAAUAUCCAUGAGGUCCCAGACUAAAUUCACCUAUGACAGGUCACUUAGCUGACAUGACAUAUGCCAGUGGUACUGAAGCAUUUGUUCGUAGCUCAGCAUUGGAUGCAGGUGGUUCUGUAGCAUGUCACUAGUCAUUGGACCAGUUUGUCAGUCAGUGAUGUGCCAUCUGAGUGCCUUCACUAUUUUUUUGUCGAAACAGACAAUGUAGAUGCAAUAGAGUGCUGUAAGUAAAGUAAUGCGAGAUUUUCUUAUUCUACUUUUUUUUAAUCUACACAUGGUGGUUUCUGUAAUGUCCUAAAAGUAAUUCUGCUGUUAGCCUAGCCACCAAAGACAACCGAAGUAGCUGAUAACAGGUAAACUGCUGUGCUGCUACACAUAAUAACAACCUUUAGAUUGAUAACCUGUGAUUUUAAUGUGAUGUUGGCAGGUUUUACAUGGAUAUUUAUAAUCAGGAGAGAUGUUGAGCUGAUUGUCAGGAUGUAAUGUGAGAUCGCAGUUUAGUCUAACAGGCUAGCCAUUGGCUUUGGCAAAGUUACUUUUAUGAUAUAUCGCUGAAGUACCAAACAAACAUACUUUAUAAUAAUAAACAUUCAAUUAUUUACAUCAGUAUGUUGCAUUUACACUUUUAAGUGGGAUAUAACUGAGGGCAUUAGCACAUCAGUCCACUGACAAGCAGCAGCGUAUCGUGUGGUCACUUGGCGGCAUAUGGUGCUGACCUUUCCAUUCUUUUGUCACUACAAAUAUGUUAUUCAAGUAUGUCUGCUGUUUACUCGGAUUACCUUUUUUUGCGUUGUAUCAUUGUUUAAACUUUAAUUGAUGUUCUUUUCCAUACUGCUGCAGGUGAAUCAGCGUAAUGUCCCAGGUAUAGAUGCUGCAUACUUGGCCAUGGACACCGAGGAAGGUGUGGAGGUAGUCUGGAAUGAAGUCAUGAUCUCAGAGAGGAAGAACUUCAAACUGCUGGAGGUGAGGCACAGUCGAGGAAUCGUGCGAGAUAGUCAGUUUGUCAUAAAGCCCUCACUGGGGGUUUAAUUUAAGGUAUAUUUUCAUCAUUUGUCCCAGUGGUUAUAUAAAUAGCUAUUUUCUUAAACUUCUUUUACUUUGUUACAAACAAAAGAAAGUGAUAAGAAAUAGCUUGUCUCAUUGUUCAAUGUGAAAAAGGAGUUAUAUGUACCCGAAACAAAAGCUCUUCACUGCCUUUAUCAUCAUGUCCCCUCAAUGGAAAAUGUUUGGACAUAUAUAAGGCUCCAGAGUUUCAUCAAAACCCAGAAUUCACAUCCAACCUCCAUUAAUAUACUCUUAAUGGUACAUCAUAAUCUGCCAUACUUUUUUUUUUAUUAUUUUACAAAAAGAUCAAGUUGCUCCCAAGGAAACCAUUUCUGUCUUAUUGGAAAUCAUUAUAAUUUCUCACCAUGGGGUGACAUUGGGCACAGUGGCAGAUGUACAAAGGCUAUAGUCCUCUUCCCAGCAGUCACUGCGUGUGCUUCACACUCUGCUCCCCACAUUUCUAUUCUCUUUUCAGCUGUCCUCGCCAAUAAAGGCACAAAAAAAAAAACCUCCUGUAACGAUUUGCUUUGGAUUUUUGGCAGGUCUUAAUUAAAGCUGUUAAUGUGAUUAACGUUUUAAAGAACAUACUGUAGCUGCUUUUGUGUAUUAGUACUCAACCACCAAGACUCAAAGUUUUCACCAGUUGUUUUUGAAGAUAAAGAUCAGAUGGUCUAAGCUACACAACAACCUGGGACAACAACAAGAAGUUGGUUCUUCACUUUGUCCUGAUGUGAUGGUCUUCCAUAAAUAUAAUCUACUGCUGUUGUCCAGAAGAGUCAGUAGAAAAAAAUAUGAUGCAUUUCUGUUUAAAAGGUUUUAUGUGUUUACAUUUUCUGUUUCAUCUCCUUUGGAUUUUAGGAGAAAGUGAAAGCAGUUUUCGAUAAUCUGAUUCAUUUGGAACACGCUAACAUUGUCAAGUUUCACAAGUACUGGGCUGACACAAAGGAGAACCGAGCCAGGGUGAGUCUCUGACCAGCAAAACACAAACUGGUGUCUUAAGACUGGAGACACUGGCUUGUUAUUGAAUCUUUGAUAAUUUCUUUUGUCUUCAAAAUGAUAAAAAUAAGCCAUCUAUUCUUUGAUUACUCAUUUAACGACCCAUCGUUUCUUCCUGCUCCUCAGGUGAUUUUCAUCACAGAGUACAUGUCAUCGGGAAGUUUGAAGCAGUUUCUGAAGAAGACAAAAAAGAAUCACAAAACCAUGAAUGAAAAGGUAUUUCCUGAAUACCAAAGAAAGGAUCAAUAAUCUUGUAAAUAAGUUACCUGAGAAAAAAAAAUGUUUUUUUGUUGUUAUUCCCCACUUUGAAAGUCAAAGCUUCAUACUGAUAAAAGUUUAAUAAGCUCUCUGAUACUGUGUAUGGUCCCACAGGCCUGGAAGAGAUGGUGCACACAGAUCCUGUCUGCUCUCAGGUUGGUUUUCCCUUUUUUACACAGUCCAACAAGUCUAACUCUUCUUUAAAUGCUCUUCGAUAAUAAACCACCCGAGUUUGUUUGUUUCGGUUCUUUGUUUUCUGUACUGCAGCUACCUCCAUUCAUGUGACCCUCCUAUCAUCCAUGGCAACCUGACCUGUGACACCAUUUUCAUCCAACACAAUGGGCUCAUUAAGAUCGGAUCAGGUACAGAUCUACACAGGUUUCAUACGAGACAGUAAUGGUGCUGGAGCUAAAGAAAGUAGAAUGCUGAAUGAAGAGUUUGUUGACUGAAAAGUUCACAUAGUUUUACAGUCAUUUUCUGUGGUUGCCCAGCACCAGUUAGUGUCAUCGAACACUUUCUUAAAACUCAAGACAAAAAUGAGGAAAUAUAUGUCUUCACAUGUAACUGUGUAAGUCAAAGGUGCUAUUCAUAAAUCCUUAUUGUGUGAACUGUCAGUCAAGUGCAGCUGGACUACAAGCUUUCUUGUGCAAAUUCCCAUCAGUUAAGACAGCUCUAAACUUGUAGGGCUCCAUUUUCGUGCCUCGCCGGUGAGGCGACGGAGGGUGGCGGACCCCGCGCAGUUGUAUUUUCAUCUGGCGGAGCCCGGCGUACAGCCAGUUUGGUAUUUUCGUGGACUGAUGCGCACGGAGGCGAACCGAGAUCCGCCAAGCUGGGCGUGGUGGCGUGGCGGCGUGGCAGGGGGAGGUGUCAACAGAAUCAGCGGGCGCAGUGACAUUUUCGUGCUCGCCAGUGGCGUGUAAAGUGCGCUGAAAGCUCGCUGAUUCAAACCUGGUCAGCUUUCAGCGCAGGCGGAGCGCAGCUGGUCUAGUAGUAUUUUGGUAGACCGGCGGCGUAUCGGCAUACGUCACUGAUGCCUCACCGGCAGGUUUCCACAGUGUCAGGCACAUUUCAGUGCAAUAAAUAAUCAUCAUCAACUAUUAAUCUGAGUCAGCACAUACAUUUAGAUCUAUAUCGAUAUAUUCUGAUCUAUAUCUGAUCUGAUGAGCGCAUUUGGCACGCGUUUGGACACACAACCUGACAGAAUCAACACAGCUGAAACCGCAUUAAAUUAAAUUAAAUAUCUAGUAAAUAGACACACAUGAUGAAGUCAACAAGAUAUUUAAUGUGUCUCCCUCCUUAUCUUUCUCCCUCCUUCUCUUAUUUUUCACGCAGCUCGACCUGGACAUGUCUCUGUGUCCUCUCUCCGUCCUGCAGCAGCAGCAGCAGCUGUGGCGGCUGAACAGAUGAUUUGUUUCAGUGCUCAGAUGAGUUAUCUACUUUAAGCCGACAUACGGAUAUUAUAAUAUUCAGUUUUGUGAGCCAAAUUUGUUUUAUAUGCCAACAUCUAUGAAAGAAAGAGCCAGGCCACAGAGCGCGAUGCGUCAUUUACGCACAGAUGGUUCCGAUUUUAAUGCCAUUUUUGGAGUUAAUGUUGUGAUCUGUGCGCUCAACCCACCUUUGUCACGUGAGGUUUGAAUAUAUGCAACUUUAUGUGAGUGUCUUUAUUUGUGGAAAAAGGUGUUUUUCUUACCAAUGGGUCCAACAUUACACACACCAAAUCCAUCUGUGCUCAUAUCAGAGAGUGUGGAGGACGCCCAAUGCAGCGUUUACGGUGACACUUGUUGAGGAGCUGCCCUCUGUCGCCAUCUUGUGGCAUGACUGUCCUCAGACAUCUCUUGAUCUCUUUGACUACUUCCCGAAAAUAGUAAUACACCUCGCCGGUGGCGGAUUUAAAGGCAAGGAGAGGAGCUCAUGUGAUUGGUGAAAACAGGUCUCGGCUGUGUUAAACCCACUACACGCCCUGUCUCCUCCCUCGCUACGACUUACGCCGCUGGGAGGAGCUGAGUUAGGGAGAGGGGAUACUUACGCCGGGCUGCGCUGCUCACCAAAAUACCAAAUUGUGCUUGGGAAUGCCUUGUCGGCGCGGCGGACCUGACUUACGCCGCGCCUGCGGCACCUCUCCGGCGAGGCACGAAAAUAGAGCCCGUAGUGUAGACUGUAGUGAAGAACAUAUUGAUAAUUUCUCCAGACUUUUGCUUUGUACUCACUUCAUACUCAUUUCCUGUUAUCUGUCGUUCAUAAUUUGUCCUUUUGACUCAUUUGCAGUUGCUCCAGACACCAUAAACAGCCAUGUAAAGACGUGUCAUGAGGAGCAGAAGAACAUGCACUUUUAUGCUCCAGAAUAUGGAGGUAAACAAAACUUAUACCAUGUAUUAGUCACGUCUGCCCUGACCUCCAGAAAAAUUAGAAAACAAACUACAUAUUAAAAGGCUGUCUUAGAGUAUUACUGUUUUAUCCAUGUGACAUAUAUUGUUGAUCCAUCGUGUACGUUGUGUGAAAACAAAACAGAGUAAUAGCAUGGUGUGCAGUGCAUGUUUCAGAUGAGCAUUUUGUUCCUUCCUUUGUAACACCAUUUCAGACUUUCACUGUAACAUUUUUGAAUGUUCUGGCCAAACAUUUAAUGCCAACUUCAGUUGUGUGGACAAAGAAUCUCAAUCCUGAAGGCAUAGUUUGGUUUAAAAUGAAAAAAAUCCUUUGGUCUGAGACUCAGCCAUAAUAAAUUUGUUAGUUUGUGUUUCUCUUCUGAAAUAUAUUUAAGUAUAUCACCAUUUCAAAUCUUUAUGAUCUGAGUAUGAGAUAAUGACUCAGACAGGUUAUGAUUUUAAAUGAUUUAUUCGUAAUUACAGCUGAUGAUGACGUCACCACAGCUGUAGACAUCUACUCAUUCGGCAUGUGUGCCUUAGAGGUGAGACGAGACUCAUGAUGAACGAUAGAAACGCCUGUUCUGUCCAAAUGUUGAGUGUCGGUGUGACUGUUUUGUGUGUUUCAGAUGGCACUCUUAGAGAUCCAGGGGAAUGGAGAGUCCUCCUACGUUUCUCAGGAGGCCAUCAACAAUGCAAUCCAGUUAUUGGAAGACCCGCUGCAGAGGGUAAGAUGAAGAAAGGACUCUCAUAUAGGUUUAUAUUCUUUAAGUAUAUGGAAAUAGCAUACACCAUAGGCUGUUUACAUUAUCACUGGUUAAGUUAUGCCUCACAUCCCCAUUUGAUAUGCAUGUCACUUUUGCAGAAAUGUGAGACAUAAUGUUUGUUUUUAUGCAGGAGUUAAUCGAGAAGUGCCUCGAGUGUGACCCCGGUACAAGGCCUACAGCCCGAGAGAUGCUGUUUAAUCAGGCUCUGUUCGAAGUGCCGCUGCUGAAACUCCUGGCUGCACAUUGUAUCGUCAGUAAUCAACGUGAGUCUUUGCCUUGAGAAUACAAAAAUAUUGAGACACAGAUCAAAAGUUUGAACCAUAGUGUGUGUAGAAAACGUGGAGGAAGAGUCUUGGUUUAAAAUUACAACCAACACAGAUGCUCUUCAAACUUACGUUUCCUCUGAUGACCAGAAGGGGGCGACUCUCUCAUUUCCAAACACAGGACUGAUUUAGUAGAUCAGUAAAUAAUUUUCUAAUAUGCUUUUGAUCUUAACCAAAGGUUUGGAGUCACCUUAUUUGGUAAAUUAUAUUUGCAUGUGAAGUAAAGUGGACACUAAAGCUGGUCAUUUUGGCUGGGUGGCCAACUGUUAAUGACAGCUCACUGACACGGCACCUUUUUCACAAAGAUAAAGCCCAGAACAUCCACAUGUGAUCACAGGUUUCUUUUUAGCAAAUCAAGACACGCCAAGAUUUUGCAGUUUGAAGAUAAUUAAAAGACCAAUGAGUGAUGAUUACAUCUACAGCUUUCAUAAUCUCCAUGGCAUGGACUUGUUUUAAGAGAAAUUAAGUUGAGUAGAAAUUAGUUAAUAAGACCAAAAAAAAAAAAAAAAGAUGUUUAUUACUUUUAUUUGAACUUGCUAACUGGCUGUGUUGACGUUCUUUUUCUCACAAUAUAAUCUGAUAUCAGCAAUCAUGACAUGAAUUUAUAAAUUGAAGAAAAUUCUCCUAAAAGUCAGUGUCACUGAAUCGACUCUGUAUGGUUUAUAAUUUUCCAGAUAUGAUCCCUGAGAACGCCCUGGAAGAGAUUACCAAGAACCUGGACCCUAACCUCGUCAUUGCUGAGACAAAAGAGGACGUCCAGCUCAAGUAAGAUGGUUUCCACAGUUUAUUGUCAACCUGCUUGUAGCGCUCUAACAUAGCAGUUAUUAGUAUUUCAGUAACAACAGACAAAUUUAUGUUUGUUUUUUUGGACUUUGAAAUAUAGCACUUUUGGUUUACUUUAUGUGCAGGAGAGAGAAUUGAAAGACGUAAAAUAGACUCUGAUAUUGUUUGAAAAUUACCAACUUAUAUUUUAGUGAUUUCAUAUAACCCUGAAAAAUAAAGAAGUCUUCUACAGUUUUCAGAGUGUUUCAAGAAUUAUCUUAUUUAGAAACUUGUGAUAAAAAGAUUUUAAACUGUUUUAAAAUAAAUUCCCUUUUUUCUAGGCUAUCACAGUUUCCUGCAUUAGAGCUUGAUAAAUUCCUGGAGGAUGUGAGGUAAGACAUGAAGAAGUUGUCUGUACACAAUACGACCAGGCCACAUGGGGGCAGUAUUGGUCCAUCUGUUUAUUGUUAGUCUUCAGUCGUCUUAUGAUAAUUUGUUUCUUAAUAUGGUUUAAUGACCUUCCUAGAAAAACAGUCAAUGCCCCAAAGUUAUUUUUGCUGUUCAGUUGUAACAGCUGCUCUGUGUUUGAACUUCAAGUAUCCAACUCUUAAUGUAUUUCAUCAUGUUUGAUUUAAUCCAGUGUUAUAGUAAGAACCUUCAAGAGUUGUAUUAAUCAAACUGUCUUUCUUCACUAUCAUGCCAGGUUUUGUUUUCUUAUUUUUUUAAUUCUUUUUUAUAAUUCUUUUUUUAGGUUUACGUUUUUCAUUCACAUUUUUCACUUCACAUACCCAUUAAUUAUUCUCCGUUUUUUAUUACAUUAUAUAAUCCCCAUCUGCUCUUUAUUUAAUCUCUCUACCUGUUUACCUUCCUCUUGUUUUAUCUCUCUAUCCUAAUUUCACCAACAAUCCCUCUCUUUGUGUCCUUCCUCCUGCGGUGGUCAGGAAUGGUAUUUAUCCCAUGACAGCGUUCGGGGUGCCCUGUCCGCAGCAGCCUCAGCCUGAGACUGUUAAAUCUCCCGUUAUCAUCCCAUUGGUCAAAUCUCCCACACCUGAACCUGCAGAGGUGGAAACAAGGCGGGUGCGUACGACAUCUUAUCCUAAAUAUUAUCAAAUGAAGACUCAGUCACAAAAAUGCUGUGUUAUCCAUCCCAACUUUGAGCUUUCUUGGGUUUCACGAUCAGUACUUGAAUCAAGAAAUAUUUCAUGUAGUUAGUGCAAUAAAGCAAUGAUCUAAAAAUGAACUUGUGUUGCUAUAGAGCUGUGCUUAUUUAGCUCUCUGCUCUUUUUCUACAGGUCGUCCAUAUGCAGUGUAAUGUUGAACCGGUGGAGGAGGGAGGAAAAUUUCAUGUAAGUCUCUGUCAAACAUUUUGAUGUUAUUGUUGUAAAUAAGUUACUGUUGAACUGAUUCACUGUGCAAAGUAAAAAUAUGAGCGAGUUAUUGACCAACAUUGAGGACCAGUCCUUAACUCAAUCAAACGUUAGAAAUAAACCAUUCAAAACUCUCUCUUGUCUUUCUCCUACCAGCUCACGUUGCUGCUGAAACUGGAGGAUAAACUAAACAGACAUCUGAGCUGUGAUAUGCUACCUCGUAAGACCACACACUCUUGACGUAUAGAUGCAGCCAUUAGCUGUGUUAUAGUGAACCCACACACUAGAGUUAGCCUGGAACUGUAAGUGACGAUGCGUUGCAACUAAUCAGAGUUCAUUUAAAGUUUCAGUUCAUUAAAGAGGAGCUGGGAUGUUUGGUUCAGGAGCACUACUGAAAAAAUAAGAAUUAGGUCAAGUAAAGAGUGUUUCCAGAUAACAAAGAACAACCAAUGGCAUUUCCAACCAGUCUAAAUUACAAUGGGUGUUACAAUAACAUGACAUUAUCAUAUUAAGGUGCGCCCUGUGUGGGUGAGAUCAGAGGAUGAUAAGAGGAUAAGAGGGCAUUCAUUCAGAUGUGUUUAUGAGUGUGAAAGCCAUGUUAAACACGGAGUUAAGACAUUUAGUAAAAGUGCUGUCAUUUAGUCCAUCUUUAAAGGUUUUGAUUUACUGGUUUGACGUGACUGGUGGAAUUACACCCGACUUGAGCUGAUGAUAAAUGAUGAAUUUAUGUUAGCGCGGAUUACUGCACUCUCAAACGUUACCUAAUGCUGAGUUUUAUGAUACAGACGCUCUCUGUGUGUGCACUGUGGCAUGGAGAAAAGUGAGAGUGGGAUUCCAAGCAUCAGUGGCAUCACAAUAUAUAGUGCACAAGACUAUUUUAGGCAGGGAGACUGACUGACGCGUGUGUGUCAUGAAACCUUCCCUUCUAUUUUGGACAAAUUUAUUUGGAUCGUAUUCAAGAGGAGCUUUAGAAAGGAUGUGUUUAAUAAGCAGAGGCUUGUAAAACAAAAGCAAAAGCGUUAAGUCUUUAGGAAAUAUUUUCUUGGGAAACAGCAAAAAAACAAUUACCCUGCAAGCUUAGGUUAUUUUUACUGGUCCAGUUUGUUUUUCAGCUGAAUGCUCUACAUCAGACCAGAGCAAAAAGAGGAAAAUGAGAAAAGAAGGAACAACCUAAAAUAAUUAAGGUCAGAUUAGUGUGGUCUAAUGUGUAAAUCCACACACAGGUAUGAUAGGCAUGUGCAAUGUUGCAGGCGUGUGGGGAAUGCCUGGCCUGGCUUGUGAAAGGCUGCAGCUGACAGCUGUCACCUCCUGUGUCAGAAACCCACCACAUCUUCCCAGGCUUUCAUCUCCCUGUCUCUCACUCUCACACGCUCAUCCACAUGGCUCUAUCCCCUCUGCUCUCCACCCACUGUUUAUCUCGUUAUGUGGCUCUUUACUCACACUGCUCACGCAUACAGUUUAAUGCAGCUUACCAUCCAUGCAGUCUAUAGGCCAUAUAUGUAAACGGACACACCCAAUCCCCUGUUAUCAGCAGUUUCUGCUAAUCAUACCUGGCAUUUUCCUUUUCUUAUCAACAUGCUGAAGUCCACUGUCACAGUUGAAGUUGUUUCCUCUUCAAUACUACCAAAAGUACAAGUUUCUUAGAUGUGGUCAGGUCUGAGACAACACAAUGCAAACACUAAUGGAGAUGUCUCCUCCUGUAGCCAUAUCAACCUUCUCUCAUGGAGUCAGAGUUGUAGGUGUUUUGGUUUUCUAUAGUCGAUGGAUAAUCCCUCUUUUUCUGUUGUUCGUCUUGGCACACUCACAUUCCUGAUUCAGUUGUAAAUGGACUACAGGGUUAUUAAAAGCCAGCAGACCAUGACACCUCCUCUGCUCAAUAGACACAAAGAAUGUCUCAACUGUGGGAGGUAACUCCAAGAUUAGAACAGAAACAUACAAGAAAAAACAUGAGAUCCAUUCACCAAAAACACAUGUGAGGAAAUUUAACUAUUUUAAUUCACACAUCUCAGUGGUUUCAGGAGUCAGUCAGAUUCAAAAUUCGGGUACAUUUUUGUUCACAAUUGACAUUUCUAUGGACAGGGACAACUUAUUUUCUUACUUUCAGAGAUAGGCUUGUAAUAUGCACUCUGAGAGAUAUCUGAAAUGUACGCGCAUCUCUCAGUGGGACAAACUAAAGGGGCAAAUUAUAUUUUGGGGAUAAACUUAUGACUCACUUGUCUUUGGGGAAGAAGACAAAAAUAUUAGCUGAGAAAGAAACUUUUGAGCACUAAAGCAGAGGAGAGACAACCAGGUUUAGUCAGGUCCAUUAAAAGGAUGAAGCACCUGUGAUUGUUUGUGUUGACUUUGGUGCCCUCUCUGAAUGAAGCAAUUCUUUUGUUGUUUUUUUUCUGCUACUUUUUGUUUCUUGUGUGUCUAUGGUUGAACAAGGAUCCAAAAGCAGCACCCAUAUUUUAAUAGUCUAUAAUUUACCAAAGCGCCCUUUUGUUCAGUUGUUUUGUUCAAACUAAGAAACAUAUUGGGGUUUGUGAGUGUUAAAUUCACUGCAGAACUAUGGGUAAAUGUUUAGUAGGGUUGAUGUAAAAGUGCUGUUCAAAGUCUGUGAAUGACUGAUAUUUACUGUGUUUUCUGUUUUUAGAUGAAACUGUUCAGGAGUUGGCUGGAGAGCUGGUGGAGCUGGGAUUGAUCAGCGAGGUGGGUGUAUAAGGACUCGCAUUGAAGUGUAUGUGUUACUGUAUGUGUGUUAUAGGAAGAAGGAGCAGGAUGAUACUUUCUGUGAGCAUACUAUUUCUGAGUACCGAGCUGUGAGUAUUCUGUUGGAUUAAGAGGUUAGAUUACCCUACUGUAUAUUCCCCAAAAUAAACACACCUCACCCUCUGAGAGCAUUAAGCAGAUUCACUCGUGUUUCUGUGCCCACUCACCUACCCACUUCACUGGUUUAUGUUCCUUUUAUCUCUCUGGAGUUGGUCUCAUGUUGUUAUGAUUCAGUCUGUUUCAUGAAUUCCAUCGAUACUGUGAACAGGUUUAUGAGGAUCAUUUACGAUGUUUGUUUUUCUUUCACAGAUGGACCAAAAUAAAGUAGCUUCUCUACUAGAGGAAUCAUUCAGCCAAGCUCUUCAUUAA
Molecule: messenger RNA, 11695 nt
Organism: Xyrichtys novacula (pearly razorfish)
Lineage: Eukaryota; Metazoa; Chordata; Actinopteri; Labriformes; Labridae
Source: the annotation of a GenBank genome assembly